AUGAGUAGGCCUCAUGUUAACCUUGAAGUUUCUUUGAGCCUGCUUGCCAAAAGUUUCUCUUAUUCAACAUUACUUGCUGCUUCGCCCUUGGCUAACUUUAAUAAGCACUAUUUAGCGGGUUUCGCAGAACUGGGUCGUUGGUUUCUCCCAGAUACUGUUUAUAGUGGGCUUCUCGAUCAAAUAAAUCAUGUGGUACCUCCUAACCAGUCCUUCAACCGGCCUGGCCGCCUCACCAAGUCAGUUAGUCCGACUGGUCCAUAUCCCUACGUCGGGAUGUUCUGGUUCCGACUUUGGCACUUUGGUGAGUGGAUCGACAUUGUCGUUGACGAUCAUCUGCCCGUCAGAAAUGGUCGUCUCGUCUUUCUACACUCUACGGACAAGACAGAGUUCUGGUCAGCUCUGCUAGAAAAAGCCUAUGCCAAGUAA
Protopolystoma xenopodis is the source of this 426-nucleotide messenger RNA. Lineage: Eukaryota; Metazoa; Platyhelminthes; Monogenea; Polystomatidea; Polystomatidae. The record is from the annotation of a GenBank genome assembly.